Eurypyga helias (sunbittern) is the source of this 234-nucleotide messenger RNA. It is a transcript of the gene PFN4, whose product is annotated as profilin family, member 4. The record is from RefSeq and is a predicted model, not a curated record. The transcript has 2 exons. NCBI's taxonomy places the organism in Eukaryota, Metazoa, Chordata, Aves, Eurypygiformes, Eurypygidae. The annotation marks the transcript as partial. Gene Ontology annotation, molecular function: actin binding.
ACAAAGCAUUUGGAAAAUGCAGCUAUCAUUGACAUAAAGGAAAGACAAGUCUGUGCAUCAACCUUUGGCUUUAAUCCAGACGGAGGCCUGAUAGUUGUGAAGGCAAAGACUUUCAUCCUGGUUGCUACUUACAGAGUGGGCAUGUAUCCCAGCGUGUGCGUGGAAGCUGUGGAGAAACUGGGAGAGGGAAACGGUUGUAGCUGUGUGCCUGCAUGCCAGCAUUUUGUUGGUUAG